AGUUUUUGGACAUUUUCAGGUGAACCCUCCUUUUUGGUGAGUGUGGUCUACUCUGCACAGGCCUCUGAGCUCGCGCGCAGCAGCAACGCCGCUCCGCGGCCCCGAUCAGGAAGUGAAUGUGAAGAAAAUAAGCGACUGUGGAGGUAGAAUGACAUAGAGGGGGAGAGGUGGGAGAGAAACGAGCGGGGAAAGAAGAAGAGACUGUCGGAGGGAGGUAUCGACCCUGUGCUUUUUGGACCUGUACAUUGAGCUGCUGCUGCUUCCUCCCUAGGAUUCACUGACUUCACCGCCAAAAAAUGCUUAUAAAGGAAUUUCGAGUGAUUCUUCCUAUCUCUGUGGAGGAGUACCAAGUGGGCCAGCUGUACUCUGUGGCUGAGGCCAGUAAGAACGAGACAGGCGGAGGUGAAGGAGUGGAGGUGCUAAAAAAUGAGCCCUACGAGAAGGAUGGAGAGAAGGGACAAUACACACACAAAAUCUACCAUUUGCAGAGUAAAGUGCCGUCGUUCGUCAGAAUGUUGGCUCCAGCUUCAGCUCACAUCCACGAGAAGGCCUGGAACGCAUACCCAUACUGUCGCACAGUUAUCACUAACGAGUAUAUGAAAGAUAACUUCCUGAUCAAGAUCGAGACAUGGCACAAACCUGACACAGGACAGCUUGAAAAUGUACACCAACUGGAUGCAGAGACCUGGAAGAAGGUGGAUGUAGUCUAUAUUGAUAUUGCAGACAGACACCAAGUGGAGCCGAAGGACUACAAGCCUGAGGAGGAUCCCUGCAGGUACAAAUCAGUGAAGACAGGACGAGGCCCUCUAGGACCAGACUGGAAGAAGGACCUUGCAAACAAGAAAGACUGCCCACACAUGUGUGCCUACAAACUGGUCACGGUUAAAUUCAAGUGGUGGGGCCUGCAAAAUAAAGUGGAGAACUUCAUUCAAAAGCAAGAGAAGCGUUUGUUCACUAACUUCCACCGUCAGCUGUUCUGCUGGAUCGACAAGUGGAUAGAAUUGAACAUGGAUGACAUUCGUCGCAUGGAGGAGGAGACACGCAAGGAGUUAGAUGAGAUGAGAGUGAAGGACCCGGUCAAGGGGAUGGUGGCUUUAGAGGACUGAGGUUGUGUUGGACCGUGAAUGCUGCUGCUCAUCAGAUCAGAAUACCCAGACACCAGCGGAUUCACAUCCUUCUCCUACUCCAACUGACAACAUCCGACCGGCCGGUCCAACCACCACACCCCGCCCCCAUCCUGGUACAGUCUGGUUUUCAGGGACCUGGACCCAGUAAACUCCAUCAUAGCCCUCUUUCCUUGCGCCCCAUCCAGUUCUAUUGUUUCUCUCCAUCCAGUGUCCUCCAUCUUAUAAACUGCUCUGAGGCCUCCAGUAGCAACGCUAUAGAACUCGUCUGUCAGUCCUCCUCUCUCUCUCUCUCUCUCUCUCUCUCUCUCUCUCUCUCUCUCUCUCUCUCUCUCUCUCUCUCUCUCUCUCUCUCUCUCUCUCUCUCUCUCUCUCUCUCUCUCUCUCUUAGCCUCUGAACCGUUCUAAACUACAGAGAAUAGUGUCGUUUAUCUCUGGAAUUUAGGAUUUAUUUCUAUUUAAGAUAUCCCACUGGUGUGUAUAUAAACAGUAUACCGUAUAUCGGGGAGCUGAAAAUUGUAUUGAAAUAUACAGUAUAUAUAUAAAUAUAAAUAUAUAUAAACAGGGUUUUUAAAAUGAUUUAUCUAUAAGUUUAUCUGUAUUUUUUCCAGAUCAAGCAGUUCUGCUCAGUGUUGAUUUUUGAUCCUGUGAUUUUUUUUUUCUGAUUUGUCAUUGUACCUCCUUCCCUCCAUUUGUGUCAUGCUUUUAUGCAGUGUUUCCUUUUGUUGUUCAAGUCCACGAACCAUCGCUGUAAGGUCCUGGGUAGUGCUGGCAGUGUCUGCUGCACUCCCGAACCAAUCAGAAAGGACUUCUUCCCCAGUAGCUUCUCUAAUAUGUUGAGGCAUUCAAUGGCUUUUUCUGCUGCUUCGUGAGUUUGUGUGUGCGCUUCUUUUCGUGUGUGUAUGUAUAUAUGUGUGUGUGUUUCUGUAGCAUUGUAAGAUUAUCUUGUUGUUUUCACAAGCGUUUCUUUCACCUGAUAAUUUCUAGCUCUUCAAUUUCACCCGGCUAUUUGAACAGACUGAUGACAGUACAGUAGUUGAUUUCAAAACAUGCAGUAACACACACGUAGGCACAUAAACAAAGACAGAGAUACUACAAAGAGUAGAUGCAUAAAUGACCAGCCAUAAAUUAGCCCAUCUUCUUUUCUUUUUUUCGUUGACACGCUUUCCUUUCAACUGAAAAACUCUUUAUCAUUGCAGUGACUUUACCAUUAGGUUAUUCAUCUCCUCCAGCUUGCUGUAGAUAGAUAUAAAUGGUUCUUUCAAAGUAAAACUGCAUCAGUUCCUGCCCUGUCACCCGUCCCAUCACCUCCAGUGGAUAAAUGGUCUUAUCCAGUGAUAGCAAUAACUACCAUGACACGUCGGUCUCUCCUUUUAUCAUGACCAGUCUAUCUUACGCUGCUGUUUGACCCUCUCCUGAAAAACAGUCUUUGUAAAGCAGAGCCCAAGCUGAAAGUCAAGGAUGGUGAAAAUGUUGAUAUUUAUAAAAAAUGCUGGUUCUAUUGUGUUUUGUCUUUGGAUGAGCCAGGGUUUGUCCUGCUGGAAUCUGAAGCCUGUUAUUUGUGAUAGUGUGGUUUAUUUUGGUAUAUGCAUGAGUGUACAUGUACAGUAAGCGUGUCUGUGAAGAGACCAUGAUGCUGGCUUGGUAAAGAGGGGAGGAGGUAAUGGAGUUAUAACAGCAGGCCCUGAACUACUUCCUCUUGUUGAUGUCUGUUUGGCCUCCCUUUGUCCUCAGUUAAUUUUAUCAUCCUGUGUUUACUUCCAUCCACAUCUUUCACAUGUGUGGAAACUUUCAAGAGCAAGCAACAGAUCCAGUGAAAAGCUAACUUAAUAAUACUAAUAUAAUAAAAAAAACUGCCACAAGUGUAUAGUUAUAUUUUCCUUUUCUGCAAACUUCAAGUACAGGGAUGUGAAUAAUGGGAGGUCCAUAUCGCAUGGAAGGUGAUACACUUUUUGCACUUAAAACUCAAUAUUGAUAAUAUUAAAGAUAUGAAUCCUGUUUAAAAAGAAAUACCAGGUGCAGUUUGUGGUUAAAAAUGUGGAUAAUGUGCUGACAUAAUAGCAAUUAAAUAUUAUUUCUAAACAUAAUAUUAGUAAGUAAUAAAUACAACUUUAAGUAUAUGGAUAUUUAGGUGUAAAAGCCCUUACACAGCUGUUCAGGGCAAGAGCUCAAGCUCUAUAGAUUACACUAGUUUGAAAAAAACGUAUUUUGUUGUUUUAAAAAUCAGCGCUUUCUUGACAUUUUAAGGCUAUUACCACUACAAAGGAUACAGCCAUAACUAUGAGCCACUUUCUGUUGCCUCCUCUUAAAGAUAUCACUGGUCCAACCCUCCCACCUCUCUCUCUCUCUGUCCAUUAAGCAUCUCACUCACUCACUCACUGUCUGUCUGUGAUGGGGCUACCAACUGAGUCAUGGAGAUCUGUGGAUGUACUGUAUGUAUUGACUCUGUAAAUAGUAAAUAAAUUAAUGUAGAUGAACACAUAUAUAGAUCAGACUGUCCUGCCAAACCUACAGCACACCUUUCUUGACACUUGAUUCUCCUCUUCCAUUUGCUAAAUAUUCAGCGUUACACAGAAGUCUCUCUCACAGAGGUAUUAUAUUGUGAGGAUAAGUAGAGUUAGAGUUGCUGAAGUUUAGUGACGAUAAGACAUUUUGAAAAAAUAUUGUCAUUGUAGACAUUUAAAAGUAGAUGGAGGAAAAAAUAAUGAAAAAGCAAAGCAAAAACCCUGUUCACUGUCUCCUCUCCCACUCACGUUCUUCCCUCACAGGGACCACGUCUCAUUGGCAGGACAGUGCAAAAAUAUAUAUUUUUGUUCUGAGUGUUGUUGUACCUCUGUUGUCAGUCUCUGAACUACACUCUCUGAAAAGGAACAUAUAAUGGCAGCUUGGGUCACUUCAGUGAUUCACAUAAUUAGCUGAUGGUGUCAGCCCCGAGUGUGGCGCCUCGGUGAGAGUCCGAUUUGCCCUCCCGAGGUUAGCUUUGAAGAUUUAGAGAAAAUAUUGUACAUUUCGGGGCAGCUUCAAACAGGUGCUUGAAAGUUGGUGUUUAUAGCUAUGGACCAUGUUCCCACAGCUGCUAAUUUCCUCUGAUGUCACGCUCAUAGUGGCGAUCGCAAAUGCUGUUAUGUUAUACACAUAGACUGUAUGAAAUAUCGACGUAGUAUCCGGGACGUCACCCAUCUGUUUCUGAAGCGCUGUUUUGAGGCCGUAUUGCUGCUGUCAAGCGAUUGUGACGUAAAGAGGCGGGCUUUGAGCCUCCUAGCUAACAGCUACAGUGUUCCCGCCUGUCAAUCAAGUCGGCUGUGCCUCUCAUUGGAAGACUCGUAAUCUAAAUAUCUUCGAAAUUGCCGUGUUAGAAAAAUAUUCACCCACCGUACAGUGUGAGCCGAUCAAGAAAUGAGAUAUCUAGACUACACUCGUCUUUUGUACCAGGCUGUAAAGAUGUUUAUUUCUGCUGUAAAGAUCGUCUUUUUUGAAUGGGUGUGUAUGGGCCAGCCUCAAGUGGAUCCUCGAUUAACUGCAGUUUUUAGCACUUCUGCAUUGGACUCAUAUUUUUAGACCGGAGGUUGCCGCUUGGUUAUACACCUAUGUUCCAGGUUGCUAAUUAUAUAAACCGAAAGAAUCUGGUAUAUUGACAACAUUGUUUCUUAACUGAUCCACUUCUGGAGAAAAAAAAAAGGUUGUGAAAACAACACAUUUGAUUACUCAUUGGGUAUCAACAGAUUAGUCACAACAGCUAAUGUUAUAAUAUUCAAUCAAUUCCUAGCUAACUUUACUUUUAGCUUGCUAACAUUUUCGUUAGCUUGGAAUUUACUCAUUCUGUACCUAUUGUGUAAGACUAUCAACGUUAGCUUGGAAGUGGUUGAAAGCUUAAUCUAGCUGUUGUUAAUUGAAGCAUCCAACCAACGAUUAGCUAACAAUAUAUGGGAAUUAUAGGAGUUACAUUUGAGGAAUAGCAUAGCUGCUAGUUAGCUAACAUUACUGUUAGCAAGGAACUUACCCCUGACCUAUUUUUAUGGUGUAUCAUUGUUGCGUGGGGAUGUUAGAUGGGAAGUGUUUGAAUGCUAAUGUGAGAUGUUUUCUUACAUAGGCAAAGUUUUCAUUUGAAAUAAUGACCCAAGUCCCUCCUGUUUAUUUUUUAAAUUGCUGAACAGUUGGGAAACAAUAACAAUAUGUCAGGUUCUCUUCAUUGAUACAACUUGCAACCCUGAAGAAAACAGAGUAACACUAUAAUAUUACAUUCUAGCAUUUCAGCUCGACACCAUGAGCAUUAUGUCACUGGAAAGCUGCCACCCCGUGAAUAUUGUUGGUACAGGGGGAAAAAGCUGAGACGACUUUGUAUUGUUGUUUGAGACAGAUACUGACAGUAGGUCCAUUUUAAGAGCCUGCAGAUACCAUUCAAACUUGUGAGAGAACAUGGUGUAACAGAGACAAUCUCAUAGAUAUCUGUUGUUAGAUUCCUCGAUUUAUAAUCAGAAUAUGAAACCAAAUGACUCCACAAUCCCAAACUGUUUUUAAAUUGUAAAUCUCUCUCUCUUUCUGUCUCUCUCUUACUCUCUCUUGCUCUCACUCCUGUUAAAUUGUCUCCUGUUUUUCUUUCUUUUAUUGUGAAUUUGUGCCUUUUUGUCAUCUUAUCUUCCAAUAACACUACUGUACAUUGGAGACGUAAAGAAAUGAAUAAAAAGAAGCAAAGCAACUGUAAAA
This is a messenger RNA of Notolabrus celidotus (New Zealand spotty), 5828 nucleotides long. RefSeq names its product phosphatidylinositol transfer protein, alpha b (gene pitpnab). Gene Ontology annotation, biological process: phospholipid transport. Gene Ontology annotation, cellular component: cytoplasm. The record is from RefSeq and is a predicted model, not a curated record. Gene Ontology annotation, molecular function: phosphatidylcholine binding; phosphatidylinositol transfer activity; phosphatidylcholine intramembrane carrier activity. NCBI's taxonomy places the organism in Eukaryota, Metazoa, Chordata, Actinopteri, Labriformes, Labridae.